GACAACAACACGCAUCACAACAACUGUAAUCCCUGGUCAUUGCAGAGGAUUAUGCAUGAUUAUAGGUGAAAUACUAAUCUGUAUUCAGCCACAAUAAGUGACAAUAUUAUAUCUCUUGUUUGGUUAAAUGUAGACCAAAUCUAAUUUGAAUCAAGGGUUUAUAAAGGAAAAUGCAGGAUCAUCAUGUCAAUGAGCUACAAAUCUUUGUUUCUGCAGGAAACCACACCAGGUUUACCGUUUAACGGUUUUGGCCGUUACGCUGUUCUUUUGUCACAAGACUUGCUUUUACUGUUUAAUCUUGCCGUGGAAAAUGUGAUAUUGACUCAUUUUCUUUCAUCUAGAACGAGAAAAAAGUAGUGCAUGGUGUUGUGACAUGGAUUGAAAUAUUUUGUAUUGCAUACAGAUAGUUUAGUUAUAAAAAGGCAAAACGUCCUUUGUUAUAAUUGUAUAUCUAUCAUGUUUAAUUGCAUUCAAUCUCAUUUGUAAUCUAUACACUGAUGUCUGCAAAAAUAUCUACGGUUGCCCAUUGAAAUGGAUGAUGAUAUCUACUGCAAAAGCCAGGCUGAUAUGUGUGAUGCUGUUUCUCAGUACUCCACCCUAUUGAGUUACAGUUUUGUCUAUCUAUUUCUCUAUAUAGUCCUAUCCCCACUGUAACCCUGGACAGAUUACUCACUUCAUGUAGUCACCUCUUAGAUUUUGCUGUCAGGGCUCUGCUACAUCUGCUAUUGUGUUUUGUGCAACACUGUGUGUUUAGUCAUGGCCUUUCAUAUUUUCCCUGAGGAGUCAAAGCGGCUGCAGGGAAACAUUUUAUGUCUAUCAUUAUGCAGUCAUGGAAAACAAAGCUAUUUCGGAGCCUUUCUGAGUUAACACGAGAACCCUUUUCCCGGACUGCAGAUGUGAUAUCCUGACUUUGCUCUUGCGGCCUCAUGAUUUAUCACCACUGACUGAAGGACAGAUUUCUCUCCUUAAUCUAACAAGUGCUCCUAAGAUGAAUGAUAUUUCAGCUUCUCGUUUCUUUUUUGAUCCUUUUAUAGAGAUUUCCUUUAAUCCACUCACCGCCCGCACACAGAGGCCACAGCUGCUCAUUGAGUAGCAUUGUAGUUUUCAGAUCAUGAUUGUUUUUAGCUGUAUUUGUACGUGCAGCUACCGUAUGAAUGCAGAGGGAAGCGGAAUAAUAAUGUAUUAUAUGCUGAUGAUUUUUUAUUUUAAAUCUACAAUAACAAUGAGGCUCUUGCUACAAUCAUCAUGAAUACAGCACAGUGGGCUCGAGUUGCACCUCCUCCUUAGCACCAGAGAUGGUGAAAGUAUGGCGGCAGUGAGUGGGUGGGUGGACUUGUGCGAGGAGGGGGCAUUGCAAUGCCGACGCUAGAGGAAUAAAACUGAAACAUACUGCAGCUCUGACAGAAAUAUGAGCUGCGUGACUCCAGACAUGAUAAAAGCAGAAUUACAUGAAAAUUAUGAAACAUUUUCGUAUUCCUUCUUCUGCAUUACGUGUGUGACAUUAUAGUAAACAUUUGCAGACAUUGCAAUCAUUGGUAGCACUUUGUUUAAAAGGAAAUGUGACAGGAAUUUGCUGUGGCAGGAAGAUGAGAGCAGUAAUCGGCUCAGAGAGACUAACACUGAUCACAGAAGACAGCAGAGAAGGAAGGGAGCAGUGAGAGUGAGGAAAAGAGAGAUUCAGAGAAACUCUGGGGAAACAAAGUUAACUGAGGAUGAAAACGAUUUGUCAUUGUCUAAUCUGACGAACUGAUGGCUUCUACAUGGCUGAAAAGGAGGUGUCAUGUUGUAAAUUACUCCUCUCGUCCCCAGAGAACAAGUUGCAAACAGAUCUUGUCUCUGAAUUGGAUCAUGGUUUCUGACUGACAUGCCUAAACGUGCAAUAUUCUCAAACUGAUAUCAAUUCAGGAAAAUCUGUUUGCAUCCCACACCGUGGCUGCCUAUAUUUUCUUUUUCUAAUCAGUGGCAGCGAUCCAAUCCAUCCAUCUAUCAGUGUGGUCAGUCAGUCAGCAGUAGGUGGGCCGAGCUGUUUAGCACAUCGUAUCUGUGCUCGGUUGAUACAAAAAUAAUACAUGGAAUGGAGAAAUGUGCAUUUCUUCAUCAUUCAAUAUACAUAAAUAACUUUGGUUUUGGACAGCUGGUCAGACAGAACAGCGAGUGUAAAUCUUACCAUUUUCGCCGUCUUAGUUUAGUGUGUUGGCAACAUAUGAUAAUUAGCAUUAAACAUGGAGUAUAGCUUUGGCUGAUGGGAAUGUAGAUUUUGCAGGUAUUUUGUCAUAACCGGAAGUAUUAAAAAAAAAAGAAAAAAAAGAGAAAAGAUUUGACCUGAUGUGCUAGAUAAAAAGUCAAGGGGUCACCAAAAUUAUUAUAAUUUAUCUUUAGCAGAUUAUGAAUGUGUGUACAAAAUUCCAUGGCCAAAGUUGUUGAGAUAUUUCACUAUAAAUCACUUGGUCAACAGGAAGAGUCGGAUGAUCACCGAAGUCAUUAGAAUGCAUAGUCUGGGAUCCAUGAAUGUAUGGACAAAAUGAUGUGCCAAUACAUCCAGUAGAUGUUGAAAUAUUUACCUGGAUAAGUGAAGGCUUCGACCUGCUUGUGGCGCUACAGGAAAAGGCAGAGGACCACCAAUGUCGGUAUGCUUCCUUCUCCGGGAACCAUCAAUAUCUGUACAAAACCUUGAUGGCAAUUGAUCCAAUCGUUGCUGAGAUAUUUCAGUCUGGAUCGAACUGGUGGACCAACCAACCAAAACAUUGCAAACAAAAAGCCACGGUCUUAGCAUGGCUUAAAAAAACAUGAAAAAACAGAUUUUAAGUUUAGCAUAUCGUUAAUCAGUGAAAUGAAAAUAAUUCUUACUUGCAGCCCUAAUGAAAAAUGUCUUCUCCUGGACUCUGACUGGGCAUUUGACCUACUUCCAGUUGAUUUAAAGGGACACAUCCAGUUCAGUGAAUCACAGGUCUCAGCUUGUGCAUCUGCUGCCAGUAAUGCUUGGGGAGCUGUUUUAUUUAUUGCGCAGUAAUAGUGAAGUAUUAUAUGUGGUGUUGCAGAGCAUGGCUAGUAUGUAUUCACACCUCUCUGCUUAUAUGUGAGAGACUGUCUAGUGUGUGUUUGCUGCUGAGCCAGGCAGGAGCUGAGGUUUAUGAAAGUGUCUGAGCUCCAGGCAGCCCAGCUGCCUCAUGACUUCAUGGUUGCUACUCAGUCAUUUGUUAUUGAUCAAAUGCUCCCUUGAGGCGCUGUUUUGGAUUGAAAGGGAGGAAGGAAGGAAGCUUGCCUAUAAAUCAGAUAUAUUCGUAAGACUUUAUUGUCACAAAUAAUGUUCGUGUCGGGUUACUGAUUAGCUCGAGGUCAGGGGUUCAACCUUUCAAGGUGAGCUGUGCUGUUUAUCCCUAAAGGCAUAGCAGGUGUAUAGCCAGAUGGAUCCGUCUCCAGCUAAUCAGCAGUGGUCAAAAAGACGCCCAAGCUAGGGAGGGGGCUGCAAUAAUAAAGCAUUCUCAGUUUAUGUCAUUGCAUUUUAUCGAGGAUAGUUGCAAUGUAUUUUUCCCAUCAAACGAAAUAUAAUUUAAACUGUCUGCCUUAUUUUAAAUGCUAAUGUCCUGCUUCAGAUCGUUAUCUGCUGUAUGUGUAUAUCGGCUUUAAUCAUGUCGAGAUAGAAAUGACAGAAACAAUGUGUUUAUGUAGUGGCCAUACUAAUUAAUUAAUACUGUCUAAUGGGGAGGCUCUGGGCGGCCACCACUUUGGUCCAGACUGAAGUAUCUAAACAACUACUGGCUGAAAUUAAGUACUGAUGUUCAUGGUGCCCAGAGGAUGAAUCUUAUCGACUUUAGUGACCGUGAUCUUUUGGUUUUCUUCUAUAGCGCCACCAUGAUGUUGACAUUAUAGACAGAUUUCAAUGAAAUUUGGACAGUCAUGCCCCCAUCAAGAUUUAGUAGUAACUCUGGUGAUCCACUGACUUUUCAUGUAGCGCCAUCAUCAGAUCAAAAAUUUGAUUUGUCCAGUACUUUUGCUUAUGUCAUUGUUGGGAUGUUAUGCUGAAGUUAGCAUUUAGCUCAAAACAUUGCUGUGGCAAAGUACAGCGUCACUAGCAUAGCUGUAGACUCUUAGUCUUGUUGUUUUCUGAUUGGUGGUGGUCUUUGCUGAUUUCAGCAGCUUUGGUUAUUACGUUGGGACAGGCUGACGUAUGAGCUUUGUGUGCUUGUGUAUAUGUCCGUGUCCACACAGGCAGGUAUAUGGAAGUGUGAGAGCAAACAGUACGGAAGGGCUACAGAUGAAGUAACACACAAGAGGUGGGUGAUGGCGUAAUGAAAAAUAAGGAGAAGAGAGGGUGGGGAGACAGAGACAGAGAUGGAGGGUUAUGGGUAGAUGGCUGAUGAUGUGUGUCUCCUCCUGCAGUCGCCGCAUCAAGUGUGAGAGUGCAGUGCCUCUCUCAUUGCUAUUCUAAGCCUAUAAACUGCAAGCUGCCUUUUGCUCGCCAAACACACAUACUUAAAGGCCUGCCAGCAACCUCCUCCACUCUCCCAUCAAAGAGGACCCUCUUUGCUCCUCCACCUCAGUAACCAGCACACUCUGAGCUGUCUUUGUCCACUGCAAAGUUUUAGUGUUGGAAGGUUUUACAUUUCCAUGCUCUCCCGGUUCACCAGGAAUGAAUGCCUGAAAGAAUCUGGGGAGAUAGAAAGAGGGAAAGAUUAGUUAGGGAGUGGAGGAAUAUAAUUAGCCUGAGCAGCAGAAGGGGAUUUGUGCUCCACCGGCUGCCCUCUGCUCCAGCUCACCUCCAGCCUCCUCCCCUCCCGUCCUUCCUUGGAAACCUAUGCUACUCUGAUCCGUCAAUAGUAGCACUUGCGACGCACUUGCGACGAGGUAUGCAUGCGCAUUCAGAGUGAGCUGGGCCCAUACUCACCUCUAGUGUGAACACUUUGUUUCAGAGGUUGUGCAGACAGUGACUUAGCUUUUUUGGGGUUCUGCACUGCUGUUUCCUGAGUCCCCAAUGUGGCACUGCAGAGGACACCAGGCUUGUCUUGUAUGUAGCCAAUGCAGACAUCUCCUCAGAGGAUGCAUGUGAGAUCAUCUCGGCUUGAUUCCGAGUGAACCGGCACAUUACAACAAAGGUCCUUCCCAUGCCGGCAUUUGGGGGCUUGCGAUUCGGAGUCUAUCAGAGUGUGCAGCGGAGCUUUGCAGGUGCAGCGAGGGCUCUCUCUGGAUGACAGAGUUUGUUGCAGUGUGUGAGACCAGCAGACUGCUCUCAUGUCUCUGCACGAGUUUCUGCGGGAGGGUGGCGAGGCGUCGUACCGGAUAGUGAACCGGCUCAGUCAUCUGAUCCAGAACCUGGACGUCUCUGGACUGGGCUCUCCUUUCCCUUUCAACCCUGCCAGCCGCAGGAACUCCUGGAGAGACUUGGAUGAUGAGAUCAUGCAGCUGGACAGCAGUCCGCUCCAUGCUGCUGACAUCACCCCUGACCUCAAGAAGCAGUUUGCCUUCCUUUCAGGAGGUAGAGGAGAUAAUGGCAGCCCCAUCAUUGUGUUCCCAGAAUUCCCUGCGUUUGGAGAGAUCACAGACGGAGAGUUUCACAACGUGCUGACCUACCUGACUAGUGUGCCGAGUUUGUCUUCGACCGGCGUGGGUUUCAUCCUUGUCAUCGAUCGCCGGCAAGACCGAUGGGCGGCCGUCAAGGGGACCCUGCUUCGUAUCGCAGGCUCCUUCCCAGGGAACCUCCAGCUGGUUCUGAUCCUGAGGCCCACCGCCCUCCUGCAGCGCACACUCUCGGACAUCCUCUUCAAGUUCAACAAGGAUGAGUUCAAGAUGAAGGUGCCGGUGAUCAUGCUGAGCUCAAUAACUGAGCUCCACGCCUACAUCGACCGCUCCCAGCUGACCCAGGAACUCGGAGGAACACAAGAGUAUUGCCAUGAGAAGUGGAUCUCUCACCGCACUGCUAUUGAAGGCUUUGCAUUGAUGGUAAAGAAAACCGCGCAGAUCCUGCAGUCGUUUGGGACUGUACUGGCUGAAACUGAACUCCCCAAUGAAAUCCAGGCCACAACCAUCCUGCUGAGCACACACACCAACAAGAAAGACAAAAUGAAGGGGGAUCUGCUGGUAGCUCUGGAUCAGGGCAGCAGGCUGCUGGAGAGCAUCAAUGAGCCUGUGGUACGAGACCUCGACCACAACAUGAACCAGGAUGAGCUGGAGAAUCUGGCCACUGUGCAGAGACUGUUGUCCCAGCUAGACGAGACAGAAACGGCUUUUGACGAGUUCUGGGUGAGGCAUCAAACCAAACUGGAGCAGUGUCUCCAGCUGCGCCACUUUGAGCACAACUACAGAGAGGUGAGGGCUCUGCUGGAUCAGGUGUUUGAGAAACUUGCAACCUUCUCUGAGGUGGGGAUCAGCCCAGCCCACGCAGACCAUAUCUUCUGUGAACUCACCACCUAUGAGGAGAGAGUCUGUGAGGUGCUGGACAGAGCCUCGUCUUUGGCCUGUGAUGGUGAUAACCUGAUCCAGAACUCCCACUAUGCCGAGGACUCCAUUCAGCCUAAAUGUACAGAGCUCAGAGCCAUCAGUGAGAAUGUGAGCAGCAACCUGAGGGCCAAGAAGGACCGUCUCCUCAAAGCCAUGGAGCUGCACCACUGUUUGGAGAGAGCUUCUAAAUGGGUUGAUGAUGGUAUAUACCUGCUGGCGUCUCAGCCAGUAGACAAGUGUCAAUCACAUGAGGGGGCGGAGUUAGCCCUGAAGGAGCUGGAGCAACACCUGGAUAACGCGGGCCAGAACCAACUGACAGAACUCAGUACCAUCUGGAGUGAAUAUGAGGCAGUGCUCAACCAGCAGUUCAGAGACCAAGUGGAAAAGGUUUUCCAGAAGCAGGCGUCCAUGCAGGAGAUGUUUGACAAGAGGAGGGUCAGCCUGAAGAAGCUUGCAGCCAAACAGACCAGGCCAGUGCAGCCGGUAGCCCCCAGGCCCGAAGCCUUCAUCAAAUCCCCUCUAAGCUCGCCUGCACACAGAGCACAGCAGGAGAGAAGGUGCUCAGAGACAGACUCUGGGAGCAACUGUGAGAAAGGAAACGGCGAACUGCAGAACGGAGACGCUAUCGGCACACAUGCGUCUCUAUCAGAGGAGGAGGAGAACCUGGCAGUGCUCAGGAGGCAUGUCAUGAACGAACUGUUGGAAACUGAGAGAGCCUACGUGGAAGAGCUGCUCUGUGUACUACAGGGAUAUGCCUCUGAGAUGGAUAAUGCAGCAAUGGCUCACCUCAUCCCCGCUCCGUUGCAGAACAAAAAGGAGGUUCUGUUUGGCAACAUGUCAGAAAUCUACCACUUCCACAAGAGGACGUUUCUGAGGGAGUUGGAGCAGUACACCGACUGCCCAGAGUUGGUUGGAAGGUGUUUUCUGGAGCGGAUGACAGACCUGCAGAUUUAUGAGAAGUACUGUCACAACAAGCCUCGCUCUGAAAGCCUUUGGAGGCAGUGCUCAGACUGCGCCUUCUUCCAGGAGUGUCAGAAAAAGCUGGAGCAUAAACUUGGCUUAGAUUCUUACCUGCUGAAGCCCGUUCAGAGGAUCACCAAAUAUCAGCUGCUACUGAAGGAAAUGCUGAAGUACAGCAAGAGCUGUGAGGGGACCGACGACCUGCAGGAGGCGCUGACCUCCAUCUUAGGCAUCCUCAAGGCUGUCAAUGACUCCAUGCACCUAAUCGCCAUUACAGGAUAUGAGGGUAAUAUGAGUGAGCUGGGUAAGCUGCUGAUGCAGGGGUCAUUCAGUGUGUGGACGGAGCACAAGAAAGGCCAUGCCAAGGUUAAGGAUCUGGCCCGUUUCAAGCCCAUGCAGAGGCACCUCUUCCUCCAUGAGAAGGCCCUGCUCUUCUGCAAGAGGAGGGAGGAGAACGGUGAAGGCUACGAGAAAGCGCCCUCAUACAGCUUCAAGCAGUCUCUGAAUAUGAGUGCUGUCGGCAUUACUGAGAACGCAAAGGGAGACAACAAGAAGUUUGAAAUCUGGUGCAACUCCAGAGAAGAGGUCUAUAUUGUUCAGGCGCCAACGGCUGAUGUAAAAACCACCUGGGUAAAUGAGAUCCGGAAGGUUCUGACAACCCAGCUGGAAGCCUGCAGAGCCAGCCAGCAGAGGGCACCAGAUCCGGUUUUCCAGUUCCCUCCUAUGCCCAGUGGAUCAGUGAGUCUCAGUCCAUUCAAGUCUGGUCAGAGGAGCUUUAAGAGGGGAGAGGAGAAGAAAGCUGAGCACUGCAGCCCCGAUGCCAACUCCCCUUCUUUACCAAAGCCAACAGGAAAAGAUGAGGCUGUGACUAGCCCUACCUCAGACAGAGCUGCUGUGGCUAAAAAGCGUUUUACUUUACAGGGCUUCAGUAACCUCAAAGCCCAGAAAGAGUCCUCAACUACUGAUGAUAAAAGUUUUACAUUACCAUCCACGAUGAUCUUCCUCUCACCAGGAUCUCCCGAUCACAAGACGAAACGCCAGAGCGAUCCCACGCCAUUCGGCUUCAAAGGCUGGAACAAGACCUCCCUGUCGCUGGAUGCCUCAGAGGAGCACGACGGCUAUUCCAGUGCUGAGGAUCCUCUUAAUUCUGACCCAGAGGAUGACAUCGGCAAGAAGCUGUGUGCCGGCAAAUAUACAGUGAUGACGGACUAUGAGAAGGACGCUCAAGAGCUGUCGGUGAAGAGCGGAGACAUGGUGGAGCUGGUCAAAGAGGGGGAGGACGGACAGUGGUUUGUACGUAACCUGAGCAGCUCUAAGGAGGGCUGGAUCGCAGCUGCUAGUCUUAUCACGCUCAUUGGAAAGUCCAAGUCUUGCCAGUCUCUCACCAGCUCAGAAGGCAGUGGCUCUGGUAACCUCAGCACAUCGUCCAGCUGCAGUGAGACCUACACAACCUUCCCUGACAUCAAGCCCUGAACUCCUCAGCAUAUCCGCCAUCACCAAACUGCCCUCAUUCAUGCUAGCAUCACUAUCUGUGCUGUAUUGCCAACGUCGGUAGAAUUUUGUCAGGUUUCCACAGAAAGCUGUAUUUUUUUCACUUUUCAAAUCAUGCACAUGCACCAGUUAUUAAGAUGAUAUGUCAUACGUGUGCACAUGUUAUAGACUUGAUUGUGGUGCAAUUGUGCGCCGGAGACACAGAAUGCUGGAUGGAUAAAUGCAUCACAGACGGUCAAUACACUGUAUUGUGAAGUGGUCUUCCUCUAGUCAUACACUUGUCUGUACAUUUUUCUUAUGAAGAACAGUGGAUCCCUGUGUUUAUGAUGUAAUAGAUGUAUGAAUGGGCCAGCGGGACUGAUCUCAGUUAAUGCAUCUAUUUGUGUUCUCAUUACAAGUGGAGAAAGAUUAGUGAUUAUCUGUGGAUGUCGGCUGUCUUUGUGUUCGUCUGCAUUAAUUCACCCAAGCAGGAGUUUAUAAUUCUACUGUUACUGUAAAUAUAACGGAGGGGGUGAGAUAAACGUGUAUAGCUUAUUUAGCUUGAAUGAAUGUUUUCUGAGCCUAAUCACCCCGCCCCCUGCUUUUCCCUUUGCAAGCUUAUUUAUUUGUAAGAAAUGAAAAAGCCCACAUAUAUUUAGUCACUUCUUUUCUUUCUGUCUUUUUACUCUUUUCCUGUCUGUCAUUUGUCUCGCUGUUGUCAUUAGAAACCUGUUCUGCCACCAGCUGCCCAGACGUUGUGUAUGAGGUUUGUCUUUUGGGGUCUCUGACGGCCUCAUGGUCUAACUCUGUGAGUUUUCAUGUGCGCUCCAGUUUAAAGAUGUUCCUCCAUGUUAAUGAUCAGAGAUCACUGUAUAGCGCUAACUUAUUCCCUGUGGAGGAUCAUGUGCUGAAUGUAGAUAUUGUUCAUUAAUGUCAGUCUGUCAUGAAAUGUUUGUUAUUUGAGAUGCUACAUUGUACAUUAAGUAUGGCGAUGUCACAACUUUGUGACUCGUUUUUUUUUUUUUUUUUACACAUAAACAACUUCAAUUCA
Anarrhichthys ocellatus (wolf-eel) is the source of this 9916-nucleotide messenger RNA. It is a transcript of the gene mcf2lb, whose product is annotated as mcf.2 cell line derived transforming sequence-like b. The record is from RefSeq and is a predicted model, not a curated record. Bases 5230 to 8868 code for a protein of 1212 amino acids. The transcript has 33 exons. Gene Ontology annotation, molecular function: guanyl-nucleotide exchange factor activity; protein binding. Gene Ontology annotation, cellular component: cytoplasm. Gene Ontology annotation, biological process: positive regulation of Rho protein signal transduction; intracellular signal transduction. Lineage: Eukaryota; Metazoa; Chordata; Actinopteri; Perciformes; Anarhichadidae.